This is a messenger RNA of Balaenoptera musculus (blue whale), 1965 nucleotides long. It is a transcript of the gene VCPKMT, whose product is annotated as valosin containing protein lysine methyltransferase. Gene Ontology annotation, biological process: peptidyl-lysine methylation. Lineage: Eukaryota; Metazoa; Chordata; Mammalia; Artiodactyla; Balaenopteridae. The record is from RefSeq and is a predicted model, not a curated record. Bases 181 to 861 code for a protein of 226 amino acids. The transcript is spliced from 5 exons. Gene Ontology annotation, molecular function: protein-lysine N-methyltransferase activity. Gene Ontology annotation, cellular component: cytoplasm; cytosol.
AGAUAAAAACACUCAGGUUGGCUUUGUCCGGAAAAGUAAUUUAAACUGCCCGUUCGUUGAGGCAGACUUGUAAUUUAGGGGAGAAAGAGGCGGUUCCGCGCGCAGGGGAAGCCUUGGCCUGCGGCUGGGCCACGCCGGCGAAACGCCGCUUUCCGGGCUUUGUGCCUUUGCGCACGCGCUAUGGCGCCAACUCCGCCUCCUGGAGGCGCCGGGCCCCUUGCAAGGCGGGGCCCAGGGCGGUCGUGUGGGUGUGACGUCGCUGCGCUCGACACUCAGUGUUGCCGGGCGGCGAUGGCGGCUCCUCUGGAGUCCUCCGGGGAGGACCAACUGCGGAACUUUGUGCGAGUUUUGGAGAAGCGAGAUGGCACGGUGUUACGACUACAGCAGUACGGCUCCGGCGGCGUGGGUUGCGUUGUUUGGGACGCUGCCAUCGUCCUUUCUAAAUACCUGGAAACGCCCGAGUUUUCCGGCGAUGGGGCCCACGCGCUGAGCCGGCGGUCGGUGCUGGAGCUGGGCUCUGGCACCGGGGCCGUGGGGCUCAUGGCUGCUACCUUCGGGGCAGAUGUCAUAGUCACCGACCUAGAGGAAUUGCAAGACUUGCUGAAGAUGAAUAUUAAUAUGAACAAGCAUCUUGUCACUGGUUCUGUUCAAGCCAAGGUACUGAAAUGGGGGGAAGAAAUAGAAGACUUUCCUUCUCCUCCAGACUACAUCCUGAUGGCCGACUGCAUAUACUAUGAAGAGCUUCUUCAACUAGACUUUGACUUUGAAAAAAUUCCUUUGGAAAAACAUGAUGAAGAAUAUCGAAGUGAAGAUAUUCACAUUUUAUACAUCAGAAAGAAAAAAUCGAAAUUUCCGUCGUGAAAUCUAGUCAUCUUACCCAAGCCUCUAACAACGUGGGUAAGCUAACAUUGUGAAUGGAGCAUGUGAAUACAGCAUGAGAAGAUUGUGUUCACAGAUUUUUCCAGCAUGUCCUUAGGGAUCCGAUAUGUAGACAACCACCACGGGCUGCCUGCAGUACGAAAAAUGAUCGACUGACUGCCUACCUGCCAAUGGGCCUGAAAUCCAACUUAGUUUACUUUUAGCUCGGCAUCAAGUUCUGCUUAAAAGAAACAUGUUUCAGUCACUCCUCAAAUAAAAAUAGGUACUGAGGUUAGCCUACAGUCUGCCAAAAAUAGUGAAGUAGCAUGGUUGACUUGGUGUAUUUUCAGGAAACUAGAGAUAAGUUGAUCCGGUUUCUAAAGAGAGAUAUCAAUUACUAUUUAAUAAUGUUUAAAUUCAAAUCAAUAAAUUUUAGCUUGUCUUCAAGAUAAAUUUAAAAGAAGGUUUUUAUUUUAACGUAUUUAUGCAGUGGUUUUUACCGUAAGUAUCUUCCACUUCAUUGCUUUUAAGGUAACUUUAAUACUUGUGUUCUUUUACUUUAAAAAAAAAAAAUGAAAAUACUGUUUUGUGGCCAAGUUCUAUGCUUUUCCUUCACCAUACUGACUACAGUAUAAUUUACUAUGUGAGUUAGAUAGUAGAUUAUACCGUAGUCAGUUGAUAAAGAUGAAAGUAAGAUACCGGGAGAUUGGGAGGGAGGAAAAGGUAUCUUUACAAAAUUGUUUACUUGAGAAUGGAGUGAAAAUAAAAAGUCCAGCUUCAGGCUCUUGCAUUUAUGUGGCUCAUGCACUUUUCCUCAUGUAUAGCUUCCAGGAAAAUGCGGCUAAAGUCACUGGUGUUAACUUGUUUACAUGAAACAGAGAAAAGUAUUUAAAUGACUACAAAUGUAGUUCUGUAUACAUUUAUCAAAUGAUUUUGAUUCUGUGUGGUCUCUGUUUUAUGUUCUCAUGAGAAUCAUCUGUUCACAGACUGAUCUAUCAGGACUUCAGUCGCAUGGUUCCAAAGUGUAAUGGUAACCAGAUGGAAUUCUGGUACUUACAGACAUUGGUGCUAGGUGGCACAAUUUAUGUGUUAAAAUAAACAUUGUUU